AUGUGGCUUUGGGACGCUAAGAAUAAUUACCCUAUUGAUCUCGAAAAAGUUACUUCUAACUUACUUCCCACAUGGCAGUUGAAGAAGAGGAACGCUGUAUUUGCCAAAUAUGCAAUUGCGGAUUGCAGAAACCACAAAUGUUCACAUAUGGACCCAGAUUGGGUUGCUAGAGGAAAGCUGGACGGAAAUACUGAGUAUAACGCUCAAUAUCCAGGAAAAGAAGCUCAAAGGGCAAAGGCGAUCCGACCAGCGGAAACGCUACUGAAUUCGGGUGAAUUCAAUGGAGAGACAACAAACCGGGCGGAUUUCUAUGAGAAACAUGGUGUUAGAAGUCGUGCUAUCCGGCCAGUGACAAACACUAUUCAAAGCGGAGAAUUCAAUGGCAUCACCACUAACAAAUCUGAUUACUAUAGGAAACAGGCUGAAAAGGCUGCAGCGUUCCGACCUCAUGAAACUGCUAUCGGUGGUGGAGAAUUCACUGGAGCUACCACUAAUCGAACAGAUUUCGAUCGAAAGGAGGUAAGUGAGCCUGAACGAUGGGCGUACCUGCCGGAGAAGGGAGGACGUCAGAAGGCCUUCCGUCCCGGCUUCACCGCUAUGCAAUCAGGGGAAUUCACAGAUGUCACUACUAACCGGGCUGAUUUCGAUCGUAAGCAAGGUGAAAAAAGUCGUGCAUUCCGCCCGGCUGUGAGCGCCAUCACGAGCGGCGACUUCUCCGGAAUCACUACGAAUCGAGCCGACUAUGAUCAGAAGACGGGAAAGCGUAGUUCACCAAUUCGUCCUUCGUCAACAAAUCUGCUACUAGGUGGCCCUAUGGAUGCACUAACCAUUACCCAGGCUGACUAUCGUGGAAAACGAGGAGAGAAGGCGAUGGCAAUGAGGCCUAGGAGUAAUGAAAUCGAACGAGGACAACCAUUCGAUGGCCAUUCUACCUAUCAGGAUGGUUUUGUUCCCAAACAAGCGAAUCGUCAACGUUCAAUGCGUCCAACGGAAACGAAUUACCAAUCGACCGAUGCAUUUACUGGAAACACUACUCAAAGAACAGAUUUCAUUUCAAAGAAAGUCGACAUUUGUCCAGCAGAGAAAGUGUUGAGCAGAAGAGAUCGUACGUACGAGUUCACGAGAAGACGCAAUGGCCACGAUUUCUACUAUCAUCGGGUAACACACGGAACCCACUCAAAUUCUACUCUCGUUCCAGUUGCAUGA
Messenger RNA from Haemonchus placei, 1206 nucleotides. The record is from the annotation of a GenBank genome assembly. Lineage: Eukaryota; Metazoa; Nematoda; Chromadorea; Rhabditida; Trichostrongylidae.